GUAGUCAUGUUUCCGCCUAACAUCAUUCCUCUUUGCAAAUGGCCUUUUCCGGAUCACGCUGCUAUUAGGUAGACGUGAUCGUUUUUAGUGAAAUAAGAGUUUAUAAACAUGGCGGAUUUCGAAGAAAGUUAUGAAGAUGCUCCCAUGACUGGAGCCCCAGCCAUCGCUGAAACUCCAGAAAUCAAACUCUUCGGCAGGUGGAGCUGCGAUGAUGUCCAAGUCAACGACAUGUCCCUGCAAGAUUACAUUGCAGUCAAAGAGAAGAAUGCCAAAUAUUUGCCGCAUUCUGCUGGAAGGUAUGCUGCCAAGAGAUUCAGGAAGGCCCAGUGCCCCAUUGUUGAACGUUUGACCAACUCAUUGAUGAUGCACGGACGUAACAAUGGCAAGAAACUGAUGGCCAUGAGGAUUGUCAAGCACGCCUUUGAAAUCAUCCACCUUCUGACUGGAGAAAACCCACUGCAGAUCUUGGUUACAGCCAUCAUCAACUCUGGUCCACGUGAAGACUCUACCCGUAUUGGUAGGGCUGGUACCGUGAGGAGGCAGGCUGUUGAUGUGUCCCCAUUGAGGAGGGUCAACCAAGCCAUCUGGUUGCUCUGCACUGGAGCCCGUGAAGCCGCUUUCAGGAACAUCAAGACUAUUGCCGAGUGCUUAGCUGAUGAACUUAUCAAUGCCGCUAAGGGAUCUUCCAACUCUUACGCCAUCAAGAAGAAGGAUGAACUCGAACGUGUUGCCAAAUCCAACCGUUAAUGUCACAUCAUUCUGUCCUUUACGUAUUGCUAUUUUAUGUAUUGGAAUAUUAAUAUUAAAUUUAUAAAAAAAACAACAACCAAUAAAUAGCGCAAAAUAAUUGUA
Molecule: messenger RNA, 852 nt
Organism: Nicrophorus vespilloides
Lineage: Eukaryota; Metazoa; Arthropoda; Insecta; Coleoptera; Silphidae
Product: 40S ribosomal protein S5
Exons: 5
Coding region: 109-747 (212 amino acids)
Biological process (GO): ribosomal small subunit assembly; translation
Cellular component (GO): cytosolic small ribosomal subunit; ribosome
Molecular function (GO): structural constituent of ribosome; mRNA binding; rRNA binding
Source: RefSeq, a predicted model, not a curated record